AUGUCCAUCAAAAAUGACAGUACAGUAACAGAAUUCAUUCUCCUGGGGCUCACGGAUAGUCCGGAACUCCAGGCUCCCUUCUUUGUGCUGUUUCUGGUUGUGUACCUUGUCACCCUCUUAGGCAACCUGAGGACGAUGGUGUUAAUCAGACAGGACUCUUGUCUUUACACGCCCAUGUACUGCUUCCUCGCUAAUUUAGCCUUUGUAGACUUGUGCUACAUCUCAAAUGCAACACCACAGAUGUUGACUAAUUUCUUAUCAGAGAAGAAGACCAUCACCUUUGCUGGCUGCUUUAUACGGUGUUAUAUUUUCAUCGCACUUCUCCUCACUGAGUUUUACAUGCUGUCAGCAAUGGUCUAUGACCGCUACGUGGCCAUAUGCAACCCUCUGUGCUAUAGUGUGAAAAUGUCCCGGCGUGUCUGCAUCUGCUGGGCCACAUUUCCUUAUGUCUAUGGCUUCUCAGAUGGGCUGUUCCAGGCCAUCCUGACCUUCCGCUUGACCUUCUGCAGAUCCAAUGUCAUCAACCACUUCUAUUGUGCUGACCUGCCACUCAUCAAGCUUUCUUGCUCUGAUACUUAUUUCAAAGAGCAUGCCAUGCUCAUAUCAGCUGGCUUCAACCUCUCCAACUCCCUCACCAUCAUCCUGGUAUCUUAUGCCUUCAUUUUUGCUGCUGUCCUCCGAAUCAAAUCAGCAGAUGGAAGGCACAAGGCAUUCUCUACCUGUCGUUCCCACAUAUUGGCUGUUACACUAUUUUAUGGAACACUCUUCUGCAUGUAUGUAAGAUCACCAACAUAUAAGACUAUUGAGGAAUCCAAAAUAAUAGCUGUCUUCUACACUUUUGUAAGCCCAGUGCUUAAGCCGUUCAUCUACAGUCUGUGGAACAGAGAUGUAAAGCAGGCCUUGAAGAAUGUCCUCAGAUGA
Molecule: messenger RNA, 921 nt
Organism: Equus quagga
Lineage: Eukaryota; Metazoa; Chordata; Mammalia; Perissodactyla; Equidae
Product: olfactory receptor 5M11-like
Exons: 1
Coding region: 1-921 (306 amino acids)
Biological process (GO): sensory perception of smell; G protein-coupled receptor signaling pathway
Cellular component (GO): membrane
Molecular function (GO): olfactory receptor activity; odorant binding; G protein-coupled receptor activity
Source: RefSeq, a predicted model, not a curated record